AUGGACUCAUCGCCUCUAAGCAGAAGACAUAGCAUGGCUCGAGAAAAUGCCGAAAAAGUUUUCAACUAUUUAACAGCUCGCUAUAAAGCAGAAACUGAAGCUACUUGUCAAUCUUUAGGCUAUUCUUUAGAUGAGCUUAAUCAGACGUAAGAAGUUAUUUAGAAAAUCAGCAGAGCAAAAAGAGCGUGGAACACCUUCAGAUCUUGGGAAAAUUAGGCAUAUCCAUCAUGAAGAAAGAAGAAUGGCAAAAAUCAUGAAAUUAGCAUCAGAAAUGAUUAACGUCAUAGAAAGUAAAAAAUAAUCAGGAACUCCUUCGUUCGAUAACUUAUUGAAAUCACUCAAUAUAACUGAAACAAAAAAAUCAGGCAAAAAGUAUUUAAAUUCUUCGCUGAAUUAUGAAUCUUUACCUAGUUAUACAAGCCAAUUUUCCAAGCCCCAAGAUGUAAUCAAUUAUAACUAUAAAAAAGAAAAGGAAAAAUUUAAUAGAAGCUUAAUGAUCAUUGAUAGGCAAACUCAAUUAAGAAAGCAAGAAAAUAAAAGAAAACAAGAAAAGAUGAAAAAAUUUGAAGAGAGAGAAAGGAAACUAAAAGAAGAAAUGCAAAAACGCGCAGAAGAGCACGAAAGAUUUACUGCAAAUAUGAAUGAAAUUAGAAAACAGAGGCUUGAGAAAAAGGCUAAAAUUGAAGCGGAAUUCAGAAAACAGUGCAGAAAGCAUGAAAUUGAUUUGGAAGAAAGAAUGGAAAAAUUGAGUGAAGAAAAUAAAGUACAGCUUAGAAGAAAAUUGGAGAAAAAACAUGCUGAAAUUUUAAAUAAAAUAAAAGCUGACUAUUCCAAAAUUGUGCAUGAAGAAGUAAAGGAAAACACUGAUAAAAAGUCUAUGCUAAGAAUGAUGAGAGAAAUUGAAGAUAAAAUUGAAAGAAGAGUUGUACAAUACGAAAAUAAUGUAAAACAAAGAGUCCAAACAGCAAAAGAGCACUCUGAAAAAGUUGAUAAAGUUAUGAGUCAAAGCCAAAUCGACGAAAUGAAAAGGAAAGAAGAAAAAUUAAAACAAAUUGUCGAAAAAUCCAGAAAAAUAGAAAAUAUGCUUGGAAAAAAAGAAGAUCUUGCCCAUUUGAAUUCAGAAAAAGUAAAAAAUGUGUUAGAAAAAAAAUUUGACCGAAAAGAGCAAGGGAUAAAAGAAGUAAAAUCUGAAUUUAAUAAAAAAUUGCACGAAAUCGAAGAAAAAGACGAGAAAAAAACGAAAUUUUUUGAUGGGUUUGCUAAGCAUGUACAAAAAAUUGUAAAAGAAAAAAUUCAGAAAAAUUCUGAUGUAAAGCAAAACCAAACAACUAAUUAUGAAAAAUGCUGCGAAGAUUAUGAAAGGUUUAAGGAUAAAGUAAUGCAAAAGCAUUUUAGGCUUUCUCGCUUAGCUGAAGAUAUAAAGACGCAUAGGCAAAAUUUAUCAGCCCUUAAGAGGAGAAGCAAUUUAGAAGUCAAUAUACUUCGCAAUGCUGCUACUUCGAACAGUCCUAUGAAGAGAAGUGAGAUUAAAGCAUUGAGAGAAACAUUUUAG
Blepharisma stoltei is the source of this 1552-nucleotide messenger RNA. NCBI's taxonomy places the organism in Eukaryota, Ciliophora, Heterotrichea, Heterotrichida, Blepharismidae. The record is from the annotation of a GenBank genome assembly.